AUGCCCAACACUCGUGAGCGAGUCGUGGCAUUGCUGCAGGCUCUACGCCCUUCCUUUGUGUCAAAACAUCCGCACUUCGACUUCAUUACCGUCCACUACUUCUGGAUCAUAGGAUGGACCAUUGUAGGGUCCAUCCUGAUGUUUGCCUCCGCUGACGGUCAUUUGGCCUACAUUGAUUCCCUUGCUUUUGCUGCCGGCGCCAAUACCCAGGCUGGAUUGAAUACUGUUGACGUCAACCUGCUCAACACCUUCCAGCAAGCUGUCAUGUACUUUCUCGCCAUGUUGUCUAAUCCCAUCACCAUCAACUCUAGUGUGGUUUUCUUGCGUUUGUACUGGUUCGAGAAGCGUUUCCAGCAUAUUGUGAAAGAGGCGAGAAUGCGGCGUAACACCAUCACCAAUUCCCGUUCUCAGGCUACACCGACUACUACAGAUACCGAGAAAGGUGUUAAUGGGCGCCAUAUUACUGUCAUGCACAAUACAGCAAAAGCAUCUCGGAUGACCAACGAUGGACUGGUGUUGGACGAGGAGCCUUUCAAUGGCGAAGUGAACCCAGGUCACCUCGGCGAGUCCCCUCAAACCGAACGCGGCUCGGAUGAUAGGAGGCGGGACGAACCAACACGACUCUCUACGCCACAAAUCAAAUUCGCAGACCAGGUGAAGAGAAGUGACGCGGUUGAAAAUAUUGGAGACGAGGAUCGGCCGCCUCUGCCUACGAGACGGUCCCACGCAGAGCACAUCGCCAUAUUAGAAAAGCAGCGCAAGGCCGACAAGAGCGUUCUCAGGAUUCCUGGGCCGCGAGAUGCUGACCAGGGGGCUGUGCCAGAAGAGUUUGAGGAAGAUGACGAAGAAGGUCCGGCUGCUCGUAGGCGGAGAGGAUCGAGUGUCGAUACACCAACGGGCAUGGGUGCAUCUUCACCGCCUGGGCAGACGCCCUUCCCAGACCGCCAACCUACUAUAAUCUUUGAAGAGCCGAAACGACCUCGAAGGGAUGGACACCACAUAAGGGAAGACCUAGCGGAGAACGUCGAGGCGGCAGUGCAUGUCGCCGGAGCAUUGAAGUUUCGAAGACCUAGAAGGGACGAGGAAGCACUGCAACAUGUAGACACCGCAACAUCAUCAGCCUUGCCCACCGGGCGGAUCAAUCCUCUCCGACGAAUCAGGACGGCCCUGACUCACCACAAGGACGACGACCCUAUGCCAUAUCUGAGCUGGCAGCCAACACUGGCACGAAACUCCAACUUCGUGGGCCUGUCGGAAGAGCAGAGAGAGGAGCUGGGCGGUAUCGAGUACCGAUCCCUCAAGACCCUUGCUCUGGUUCUUACCAUCUACUUCUGGGGUUACACCAUUUUUGGCAUCGUCUGUCUGUUACCGUGGAUCCUGCAAACCGACAGCUAUGGCAAAUUCGUCGACGCGGCUGGCGUCAACAGGACUUGGUGGGCCUUUUGGACAUCCAAUUCCGCCUUUAUGGACCUCGGUUUCACUUUGACACCCGACAGCAUGAACUCCUUCAACACGGCCAUCUUCCCCCUGCUCGUCAUGUCCUUCCUUAUCAUACUCGGAAACACCGGGUUUCCUAUUAUGCUGCGCUUCAUGAUUUGGCUAGGCUCGGUAUUCGCGCCUCGUGGGUCUGGUGUGUGGGAGGAACUUCGAUUCCUGCUCGACCAUCCGCGGCGGUGUUUUACGCUGUUAUUCCCUUCGAAUGCUAAUUGGUGGCUCUUCUUCAUUCUGGUCGCCCUCAACGGUAUAGAUCUGAUUCUGUUCAUCGUUCUCGAUCUUGGCUCUGGUGCCGUCGCCGAGCUUCCAUUAAACAUCCGUUUCUUGGACGGGUGGUUCCAAGCUGCGUCGACUCGAACUGCCGGCUUCUCUUGCAUCAACCUCGCCCUGAUCCAUCCUGCAGUCCAAACCUCAUACUUGAUCAUGAUGUAUAUCUCCGUCUUCCCUGUCGCUAUCUCCAUCCGCAGGACCAACGUGUACGAAGAGAAGUCGCUCGGCGUCUUUAACAGCGCGGACGAGGAUACCGAAAAUUUGAGCGGCAUGUCCUACGUGGGAACGCAUUUGCGUCGCCAGCUAUCUUUCGACUUGUGGUAUAUCUUUAUUGGCUAUUUCAUUCUCACCAUUACCGAGGGAUCACGUCUGACAUCGGGCGACUUCAGCAUGUUUGCUGUACUUUUCGAGGUUGUCAGUGCUUACGGCACUGUUGGGUUGAGUUUAGGAUAUACGGGCAUCAACGCGUCCCUCUGCUCGCAAUUUUCCGUCAUUGGAAAGCUGGUCAUUAUUGCCAUGAUGAUUCGCGGCCGUCAUCGUGGACUACCCUACGGCCUUGACCGCGCUGUACUGCUGCCCAGCGAGCAUCUCGAUCGUAAGGAGGACGAGGAUGCCGAGUUGAGGCUCCAACGUCGCAUGUCGACCAUGUCAGCUGGAGGCCUCUCCGGUCGGCCCAUGAGUCUAUCGAGGGCCCGAACUCGUAGCGUGGACCACCGGAAUGUGUUUACGGGACUCUUGCAUCCUGGUCCAGCCUAUCCCCACCACUCAGUAGCCAAGUCGGAGACAGUGAGUUUUGGCAGGUCAAUGUCUUUGAGGAAAGUCACAACAGAUCCGGCGAGCGACGAGAACGCCGAUGAACCACCGGUUUCGCCGACCACCAGACCUCGGAGGGCUGAAACACAGCCGGCUUUUGACCACUAG
Anthostomella pinea is the source of this 2685-nucleotide messenger RNA. Lineage: Eukaryota; Fungi; Ascomycota; Sordariomycetes; Xylariales; Xylariaceae. The record is from the annotation of a GenBank genome assembly.